UUGAACAAGCCUGAGGACUGCAGAAGGGAGCCGAUUGUGGAUAGCGGUUCUCCAUGCGGUUUCCUUUUUCAUUUUAAAGUGUAAACUUCAUGUGAAGUUCACCCUACAUUAAUCAUCAUGACGAUGGCGUUUAUUGCAGGCCGUAAUCUAAAGGUGCUAACACAGCUGAGCAGCAGGAUGUACAGCACGGGAACCGGUCAAUUAAAUGAGGUGGUUAUCGUGUCGUUUGCAAGGACGCCUCUUGGUUCCUUCCGGAGUUCCCUGGCACCCGUACCUGCAACCAAGCUUGGAUCUGUCGCUAUUCAGGCUGCCGUUGAGCGAGCAGGAAUCAAGAAAGAGGAUGUUCAAGAGGUAUACAUGGGCAACGUGCUUUCCUCGGGCUGUGGCCAAGCUCCAGCGCGGCAGGCUGCCCUCGGUGCUGGCCUCCCACAGUCGACUCCGUGUACCACUGUGAACAAAGUGUGUGCUUCGGGCAUGAAGGCCAUCAUGUUGGCAGCUCAGAGCCUCAUGUGUGGAUCUCAGGAAGUCAUGGUCGCUGGAGGAAUGGAAAGCAUGUCUAAUGUGCCAUAUUUCCUCAACCGAGGUGAAACACCCUAUGGGGGAGUUAAUCUGGCGGAUGGCAUUGUCCAUGAUGGCCUGACGGAUGCUUAUGGCAAGCUACAUAUGGGUGCCUGCGCAGAGCAGACAGCUAAGAAGUAUGAAGUGACUCGACAAGACCAGGACAACUUUGCCAUUGAAAGCUACAAGAGGAGUGCAGCUGCUGCUAAGGCUGGAAUAUUUGCGAAGGAAAUUGUGCCUGUCACCAUCCCUGGAAAGCGUGGAAAGCCGGAUACUGUGGUCUCUGAAGAUGAAGAAUACAAGAAGGCAAACUUUGACAAGUUCACCACUGUUCCCACAGUCUUUGUCAAGGAAGGGGGAACCAUCACAGCAGCAAAUGCGAGUACCCUGAACGAUGGUGCUGCUGCCUGUGUGCUGAUGACACGUCAGGCAGCUGAUCGGCUCGGAGUGAAGCCCCUUGCCAAAAUUGUCGGCUUUGGGGAUGCUGCAGUGGAACCAGUUCACUUUUCCAUUGCCCCUGCCUUUGCGAUGCCUAAGGUGCUGAAAGCUGCAGGUGUAAAGCAGGAGGAGGUGUCUAUGUUUGAAGUGAACGAAGCUUUCAGUUCUGUAGUCCUGUGCAAUAUAAAGCACCUCAACCUAGAUGCCGCGAAGGUUAACGUACACGGUGGAGCAGUAAGCAUUGGGCAUCCCAUUGGGAUGUCCGGUGCCCGUAUUGUUGGGCACAUGGCUGUACACCUGGAGUCUGGCCAGUAUGGUCUUGCCGGGAUCUGCAAUGGUGGAGGAGGAGCCUCCGCUCUACUGCUGCAGAAGCUGGGCAAUUCAGACGUAGCAAAGCUAACUUUGUACACAAAGUACCCUUGUCCCCUCUGUGAUGAAGCCAAGGAGCAACUAGGAAGCUUAUUGGACAGGGUCCAACUGGAAGAGGUGGACAUCGAGAAGCCAGAAAACGCUGCCUGGAAGAGUUUGUAUCGCUAUGACAUUCCGGUGUUUCACUUGAACGGAGAGUUCCUUAUGAAGCACAGGGCUGAUGCAAGGUUGCUUGCAUCGAGGCUGGAACAGCUACGAAUGAAGGGAGACUGAUCUUGGGGGAGCUCAACUGCUGCAUACACAAGUUUCCUUUGUAAAUGCGCAUUUUCGUACCAUUUGUGUCAUCCCCGCUUCAUUUGUCAAACCUGUGACGUUUCUGUGCAUUCAGCGUGAUUAUUUAUGUGAAUAAAUUUAAAGUUGUGUCUUCA
Messenger RNA from Ornithodoros turicata, 1793 nucleotides. RefSeq names its product acetyl-CoA acetyltransferase, mitochondrial-like. Bases 118 to 1638 code for a protein of 506 amino acids. Gene Ontology annotation, cellular component: mitochondrion. Gene Ontology annotation, biological process: fatty acid beta-oxidation. The record is from RefSeq and is a predicted model, not a curated record. NCBI's taxonomy places the organism in Eukaryota, Metazoa, Arthropoda, Arachnida, Ixodida, Argasidae. The transcript is spliced from 14 exons. Gene Ontology annotation, molecular function: acetyl-CoA C-acetyltransferase activity.